Theobroma umbraticum is the source of this 4479-nucleotide messenger RNA. RefSeq names its product pre-mRNA cleavage complex 2 Pcf11-like protein. Gene Ontology annotation, biological process: mRNA 3'-end processing; termination of RNA polymerase II transcription. Lineage: Eukaryota; Viridiplantae; Streptophyta; Magnoliopsida; Malvales; Malvaceae. Gene Ontology annotation, cellular component: cytoplasm; mRNA cleavage factor complex. The record is from RefSeq and is a predicted model, not a curated record. Gene Ontology annotation, molecular function: mRNA binding; RNA polymerase II complex binding.
UGUAACAUUUUAGCCUCCUAACCUUCAAAAUUUACAUCUAACCCUUGACCCUCCCCUUUGAUGUUCUCCGUUCGACAUCGCUCCCUCUCUCGCUUCACACUCUGUCUCUUCACCCCCUCUCACUUUAAAAACCCCCCCCAUCCAAACAAUCCCUAAUUCCCUCUCUUUCAUUUUCUUGCUGUUGGAAACUCUCAGCUCCAUCUUUACAGAUUAAUUAAAAUUCGUUUUCUGUACAUCAUUAGACUUAGGGUUUUAUUCUUUGCUAUCCUUGUACAAUAGGGUUUUUCUUGUUUUUAAUUUUCGAUUUGGAUUUCUUUUUGUAUUCUUUCAGUUCUUUUUUCUUUUACUACUUUGGAUUUGAUGUAAAUGAAAAAAAAAACGAGUGGUUACUGGUUAUUGAUUUAGGGAUUUAGGAAUUUAGGGUUUAGAUUUGCUUAUAUGUUAAUCAAUAUGGAGAAUCAGCGUAGAUCAUUUGAUAGAUCAAGAGAACUCGGUUUAAAAAAACCGCGGUUAACCGAAGACCUCGCUCCAAACCCUAACGGUCGGCCCUUUCCUCAACGGCCUAACCCAGUUGGUGCUGCCUCUGCUUUAAGAUACCGGUCCAGUGAUUCCGAGACCAGUGAUUUGAGCCGCGGCGGCGGAGCUUACGAGCCACAACCAGUGCCACAUCAGCAGCAACAGCAGCAACAGCAGCAGCACCAAGAGUUAGUUAGCCAGUACAAGACGGCGUUAGCUGAGCUGACUUUUAACUCAAAACCGAUUAUAACUAACUUGACGAUAAUCGCUGGUGAGAAUCUUCACGCCGCCAAGGCGAUUGCUUCUACUGUCUGCGCCAACAUUCUUGAGGUUCCCAGUGACCAAAAGCUGCCAUCACUUUAUCUUUUAGACAGUAUUGUAAAGAAUAUUGGGAGAGAUUACAUUAAAUAUUUCGCUGCCAGGUUACCUGAGGUGUUCUGCAAAGCAUAUAGGCAAGUUGAUCCUCCUGUGCAUCAGAGUAUGCGUCAUCUUUUUGGAACAUGGAAAGGGGUAUUCCCCCCUCAGCCUCUCCAAAUGAUUGAAAAGGAACUUGGAUUUGCGCCUAUGAUAAAUGGUUCAUCUUCAGGAACCACAACAUCUAGACCUGAUCCACUGUCACAGCGUCCACCACAGAGCAUUCAUGUAAAUCCGAAGUAUCUAGAGAAACAGCGUCUUCAACAGUCAAGCAGGGUAAAAGGUAUGGUCAAUGAUAUGACUGAGACUUUGUCCAGUUCAAAGGAGGAUUCUGAGAGGCCAGAUAGAGCAGCCAUUACAGCUGGGAGGCCAUAUAUAGAUCCUUCUGUUAAAAUGAAUAACAUUCAGCGUUCUCAUAGAGACAUGUUUAAUGAGCCUGUUCGUGAGAAGAACAUUGGUGCUAUAUUUGGUGAUUAUGACUAUGGCUCUGAUCUUUUACAGACUCCUGGCAUGGGAGUUGGAAGAAGCGGUGGGAAGGUUACUGAUCAAGGGAAUGAUAGGCCUUGGUAUGGAGCUACAAGCAGUGUUACUGAGAUGAUUUCGAGCCAACGAAAUGGUUUCAAUAUUAAGCAUGGAUCUCAAAAUUACUCAGCAUCCAAAUCUGUGAAUGCUGAUCCUCGUUUACAGGCAACUAAGAACGUUGCUGGUAGAAGCAGUAGUGGAUUGUCUAGCAGCUGGAAAAACUCUGAGGAAGAAGAGUUUAUGUGGGAGAUGCACUCUAGAUUGUCAGAACAUGAUGCAGCCAAUAUCUCGAAUAACUCGAGGAAAGAUCAUCGGACUCCUGAUGUUUCAGAAAAGUUGGAUUUUGAAAGUCAGCUCCGCAAAGCACAAAGUGUUCAUGAUGUGGGGUCAAGGUUUGAUAGAGAAAGAGAAACUACUGUUGAUUCAUUAUCCACUGAGCAGAAGGACAAAAGUUCUUAUGGGCGCAGGAUUUCAUCUGCAUGGCCAUUGCCAGAGUCAAAUAAAACAGAUGGAUUGCCCGCUAAUAAUUUGGGCCAUUCUGAGAGCUAUUCUGCCACUGUUGGUGGGUUGCCUACAGGUGCAAGUUCUUCCCUGGCCAGGAUAGGAAUGCGACCACAAAAGAUUUUGGCAAAUGUAGCAUCAGGAUCCACUAGUACUUCAGGACAGCAGCGUUUUCAGCCCCUGGGAACUGCAUCACCACCUGAACAGUCUCCUAUGCGCCAGCAUUCACCUUCACCGUCAUUUCCUGGACGCCAUCCCCAUCAGCAGUUACAGAAAUUGGCUGAGCAAGACCAUCCACAAGCUCAUUCCCUGCCUCAUACUGAUCCAAAACCAUCCCAUUUUUCAGGAAAGUUGAAUGUUGGAUCUCAUAAACACUCUUCUCAGGCUUCAUCUGCUUUGAUUUCUUCAUAUCAACCAAGCCGUCAUUAUCCCUUUGCACAACCACCACAACCAGACUCUGUGCAGGCUGAACCUUCUAAUCAGACUCAGAAGCCACUUCUGUCUCAGAUCUCCAAAGUAGGAGCAGCCUCAACACUGGGAAAUGCAUCAGAGCAAGCCAAUCCACUUGCUAUUGGAACUUCAGAACUGUCAAAUACAAGUAGUCUAUUGGCUGCUGUCAUGAAGAGUGGAAUCCUCUCCAGCAAUUCAUUUACCAGCAGCCUUCCAAAUAAGAUUUCUCAAGAUGUGGGGCAGAUUCCAUCACAGCCUCCUCUUCCAAAUGGGCCUCCGCCUGCUGUUUUCACAUCCUCAGGCCUGAGGGUUCAUUCUGGGACUUCAUCAGGUUCUGCUUCCCACGAUGCAUUAGCAGCUACUACAAAUAGUUCUCAGGGAAAAGUAGAACAGCCGCCACUGCCUCCUGGGCCACCACCACCUUCUCUUGUUAGUAAUGCCCCGGCACAAACAUCAGAUGCAGAAAGCAAGGCUUCAAACCCAAUAUCCAACCUUUUGAGCUCAUUAGUUGCGAAAGGUUUGAUAUCUGCAUCAAAGAAGGAUGCUUCAUCUCUCUUGACUCAUCAGAUGCCUACUCAAAUGCAGGAGAGCAUGGGAAUGGAGAGGCAUACUCAAAUGCGGAAGGAGAGCCUGGGAAUGGAGAGACCGACUGAAUCACUGAACAAGAGCUUGGGCAUUUCUACCAGUAGCCCUUUGCCAGCGUCUUCCAUUCCAAGUUCAUCGGAUGCUCCUAGUUCCUCUACCAUGGAUGAGGUAUCAUUUGCUGAACCUGCUACAAAAAGUUCAGUUGCCUCACAUCAGUCCGCUGCAAUGGAAGUAGAAAACCUGAUAGGAUUAGAAUUCAGGCCAGAUGUAAUCAGAGAAUUUCAUUCAUCUGUGAUCAGUAAAUUAUUGGAUGACCUUCCUCAGUGUUGCAGCUUAUGUGGUCUUCGACUUAAACUUCAGGAGCGGCUUGAUAGACACUUAGAGUGGCAUGCCAUGAAAAAGACUGAAUCAGAAGGUUCUAAUAGGGCUUUGAGGGGAUGGUAUGCAAGAUCAGAUGAUUGGAUUGCUGGAAAGCCAGGGCAAUUCAUAUUUGAAUCCACUGGUUCUGUGAACCAGUUGGAAAAGACGACAGAAAAGAGUGAGCUUAUGGUUCCUGCUGACGAAAAUCAGUAUGCAUGCAUGUUAUGUGGUGAGUUAUUUGAAGAUUAUUUUUGCCAGAACAGGGGUGAAUGGAUGUUUAAGGGAGCAGUAUACUUGACUAUCCCAUCAAAGGAUGGUGAGGUAGGAACUACAGAUGGGAGUGCAGGCAAUGGUCCUAUUGUGCAUGCAAAUUGUAUAUCAGAAAGUUCAGUUCAUGACUUGGGACUGGCUGGUGGCGUUAAAUUGUGUCACUUCUUGUUAGGAAAAUGAAGAAUAGCGCGUUAAGGUGAAAUAUCAAGCCAUCACUUGCUGUGCCAUUAUGAGAACUUGAUGAAGAAUCCAGGUUUACUUUUCCAUAGCUUAAAUGUUUAAUGGCACUUGUAUGCUAAUUUUGUUGUGCCUUAGAAAGGUGCUGAGAGUGUCACUAGUUGUUUUUGCUCGCAUUUUUUUCUUAUGUUUUUUUUUUCUUCUUUUCAAAGGUCAUAGCCUGAUAGAAGUACAUAUAAAUACCAGAUAGUUUUUGCCUUAAUUUUCGUCGCUAAUGGGUUUAAUAUGUUGCAUUAUAUUUUGUGUUUUGGACUUUGCUGGAGUGGAUUUGAAAUUGAUAAAGGAGAAGGCAAUCAGACCAUGUCGAUUCAGCUUCGAAAUUGGCUGUUGGCAAGAGCCUGUUUAACAUGGAAUGCAAUGAAGGCUUUGAAAGAAAAAGAAAAAGAAAAAAGUGAAGAAGAAACAGAUCUUUUCUGGUUUAUUGUUGUUCCAAUUUUUCUCCUUUUUAUCAAUUUUGACCUGCUGUUUUAAGAGCUGUGGUUUUGACCUUGUGAAUUGUGAGCAUUGUUCCGCAAGUUGCAUUACUUUUAAAGAACAUGAUUUCCUGUUGACUGGCUAGAGGACAAAAUUUUGGAAUCUGGUGGCUUCUUAUUAGGAUCAUGCUACUCCUAAUAAGACUCUUAA